UAGUUGUGACUCUCGUUUUAUAUGCUUGUUUUGUGAUUUUCUUCAGGGAAACUUUGACCUUUAGAAUUAAAUGAGAGGCAGGGGGAUUUAGAGGGUUAUUGAAGGAUGGUGCUUCCAACUGUGUGUUGCUUCUCGGCGUGCCGGAAAAAUUAAGGAUGUGUUGUGUUGGGUAGGAAGAAAUACAACGUUAUGUUCGGGUCAUUUCAGAAACCACAGGAAAGGAAGAGGCUGGCCUUACAGCCAAGAGAGAAGGCACGGGACAGACAUUUUUGUAAUAUUUUCUUUCUCCGGGAGAAUGAGCGUUUGGUUGAUUCCCUGCCGGCUCCGCCUUUGGCAUAUCCACUCCUCCCUUCCUUUCAGAUCAACAGUACAGGGGGAUUUUUGCUAUGGGCAGCACAUUCCGUUUCUGAUUCUCCACACUUAAGAACAGUCAUGUGCUGGCGAGAGUUAAGAGGAUAGCUUCCUUCGUCCUUCAACCAGCUUGCUUAACUUUGUUCUCCAUUUGGCAUAAAACUUCUGGGCUGCAGAUGUGCCGAAGAAUUAUUUCUCUUUCAGUUAAACUGGAAUGUUUCCAGUAAUUAUCUGCAAGAAUCGCCAUGACCCCAGCUCUGAGGGAGGCAGCAACAAAGGGUAUCUGCUUUUCAUCUUUGCCAAGUGCCAUGGAGUCUGACAAGAUGCUCCGCAUGGAAAGUCCAAGAACUGUAGAUGAAAAGCUAAAGGGAGACACUUUCUUUCAGAUUCUAGGAUUUCCAACUGCUGAGCCAACUCUUAAUACAAAUUUUGUAAAUUUAAAACAUUUUGGCUCCCCUCAGUCUUCAAAACAUUGUCAGACAGUUCUUUUAAUGAGUUCUAAUUCUACAUUAAAUAAAUAUAAUGAGAAUUAUGAACAAAAAAAAAUAGAACCCAACUGUAAUAAGCUGAAAAACAUACUGUGUAAUGGCAGCAACAUUCAUCUCAGUAAAAUCUGUCAUUCUCAUUCUGAAGAGUUCAUGAAAAAGGAACCUUUAUCAGAUACCACAAGCCAGUGCAUGACAGAUGUACAAAAUGUUUUGGAUUCAAAUAUAACCAAAGACAGUAAAGUAAAUAAAGUACAACUGCAAAACUGUAAAUGGUACCAAAAGAAUGCAUUUUUGGAAAUAGAAACUGAUGGUGAGAUUAAAAAGGGUUUAUUGCACUGUGCUCAAAUGAAAAUUGGGCCUGACCAUUCAAGUAUGCUUAUUAGCUCCUCCUCAGCUGCUGAAAAGGAGGAAGAAGUGAGUGCUCGUUUACUUCAUUGUGUAAGCAAACAGAAAAUUUUACUCAGCCAGGCUAGAAGAACUCAGAAACAUUUACAGAUGCUCCUGGCAAAGCAUGUCGUUAAACACUAUGGUCAGCAAAUGAAAUUUUCUGUGAAACAUCAGCUCCCCAAAAUGAAGAUUGUUCAUGAACCUACUACAGUUUUGGAUAACAGUUUACUGAAAUGCACUGAAAUUAAGCCAGAAGUCAGUACGUUGACUGCAGAGAAUAAACUGUGGUACGAUACAAAAAAUGGGUUUGCACAGUGUACAACUGCAGAAAUCCAAAGAUUUGCACUGUCUGCUACAGGGUUGUUGUCUCAUGUUGAAGAAGGUUUGGAUUCUGAUGCAACUGAUAGCAGCUCUGAUGACGAUCAGGAUGAAUAUACUAUUAGAAAAAAUGAGGCAGUUAACUCUAGUACUGAAUGGAAGUGGCUUGUAGACAGAGCAAGAGUUGGCAGCCGAUGGACAUGGCUUCAAGCCCAGAUUUCAGAGUUAGAAUACAAAAUCCAACAACUAACGGAUGUACACAGGCAGAUUCGUGCCUCCAAGGGGAUCGUAGUCUUAGAAGAAUGUCAACUUCCAAAAGAUAUUUUGAAGAAACAAAUACAAUUUACAGACCAAGCAGCUUUGUUAAACACUGCAGAGACUCUUCAGCACCCCCAAGAGAGUCAAGAUUCUUUACCAGAACAAGAUUUUGAAAUGUCACCAAGCAGCCCUACACUACUUCUUCGAAACAUAGAAAAACAGAGUGCACAGUUGACUGAGAUCAUCAACAGUCUGAUUGCCCCUCUCAACUUGUCCCCAACUUCAUCACCCCUCUCCUCAAAAUCCUGUAGUCAUAAAUGUCUGGCUAAUGGCAUUUCCAGGAGUGCUUCAGAGAAUUUAGAUGAGCUCUCUUCCUCCAGUAGCUGGUUAUUUAACCAGAAGCACAGUAAGAAAAGAAGAAAAGACAGGACAAGAUUGAAAUCUCCAUCCUUGACUAUCAUGAGUACAGCAGCCCGAACAAGGCCACUUCAGAGUUUCCACAAACGAAAACUCUACAGAUUGAGCCCUACUUUUUAUUGGACUCGGCAGACUUUACCUUCAAAAGAAACAUUUUUAAAUACUACACAAAUGCCUUGCCUGCAGUCAGCUUCAACUUGGAGUAGCUGUGAACACAAUCCAAAGUCUCAGAUACUAAAAGAACACGUAUCAGAGCUGGAUUCCUCUUUUCAUUCUGUUUUGUCAUUGCCAUCAGAUGUGCCUCUUCAUUUUCACUUUGAAACACUGUUAAAAAAGACUGAAAUAAAAGGGGAUCUUACUGAAAACAAAUUUGUAGGAGAGUAUAACAUAUCUCCAUCACCUGUUUGUAGUACUUCUCUGAAUCACUGGAGAAAUGGAUAUUCACCUACAUGUAAACCUCAAAUAAGGUCAGAAUCUUCUGCACAACUGUUACAGGGAAGAAAGAAAAGACAUUUGAGUGAAACAGCAAUAGGAGAAAGAAACAGAUUUGAAGAAUUUGCUUUUCAACACAUAGAACCAGGAUCCCAUAGCAAUUUUAAUGUUACUAAUGUCAACGUUAUAUCAAGAACUCAGAAUUCAUCAUCACAAAAUACUGCAAGGCGGAGGUUGAGAAGUGAGAGCUCUUAUGACAUAGAUAAUAUUGUGAUUCCCAUGUCAUUAGUGGCCCCAGCUAAGUUGGAGAAACUCCAAUAUAAGGAAAUACUUACUCCAAGCUGGAGGAUGGUUGUUCUUCAGCCUUUGGAUGAACAUAAUUUAGGUGAAGAAGAGAUAGAAGAUCUUUCUGAUGAAGUCUUCUCCUUAAGACACAAAAAAUAUGAAGAACGAGAGCAAGCCAGGUGGUCACUGUGGGAACAAAGCAAGUGGCACAGAAGAAACAGCAGAGCUUAUAGUAAAAAUGUUGAAGGACAAGACUUGUUUUUGAAAGAAUACUCUAAUGACUUUGGUAGUAGUCAGCAAUAUACUGCUGAAAGUCCUGAGCUUCCUUCAGAAAGUCAAGAUCUUUGUGCACAUGGCUCACCUUCAUUAAAUGGAAGUCAAGAAACUAAGUCUUUGUGGUGGGAGCGACGGGCUUUUCCACUGAAGGAUGACGACACAGCAGCCUUAUUAUGCCAAGAUGAAAAAAACGAUCAGAUAGAAAGGUCAAGCACAGCCUUCCAUGGUGAAGUCUUCUAUACCACUGCACCAGAGAAUGGCCACCAUCCAAAAAAGCAGUCAGUAGACGGAAUGGAAGAUUACAAAACCUUUGGUCUAGGACUUACUAAUGUUAAAAAAAAUAGGUGACAGGGAACAGUUUGGUUAAGAAAACUAUGUAACUGAAGGGGAAACAGGAUUAAAAACAAGCAAAAACCCUGUUUUCAAACCUCCCACCCCUCCCCCAGUCACAAUUCCAGAAAAGAGCAUGUACCAUAUGUAUUAAUCGUUAUGCUGUUUAUGAAGCAGGCAAGAUAAAUCUUUUUUUCUUCUUGAACCACAGGAGUAACUAGCUUUUCACCUACAGACAAGUGCUAGUUAUUUAUGUUUAUCAUUGCAAAUCAGUAGCACCAAGAAAUUAACUGAUGCAAUUUGAUGUCAAAUCACAUUAGUGGGUAAAUAAUUUUUAAGAGAUUAUACACAUGCACACACCCCUGUGGGUCAAAUGACAGCUAUUCUUUUUGCUAUAAAUACAGUAUUUAAAGUAGCCUCAGAAAUAUAUUAGAAUAUACAUAUAUGUGUAUAUAGAAUAUGUAUACAUACAUACACGUUGUUUUUAAAAAACAAAAACAAAAAACCCUGGCAAUGACUCACUCCACCUGAAAAUGCAUAUAUGAAUUACCCCAUGAAAUGUAAGCUGCAGUAUAUAUAAAGAACCAUAGAUUUCCACUGAAAACAGACAGCUAAAAGUAUACUAUGGAGAAGGAAUUUUCUUUUUUUUAAACAUGUUUAGCCAAAAGUAGAAGUCAUUUAUGGAAAUUCCUUUACCAAUAACACAUUCAUUCAUUCAUUUGAAAUCACUGAUUUCUGCUGGACUAACCACAGGCUGUUUAACCACAGGCUGUUUUCUGUUCUCUCUUAACAGAAUAAGACAAGCAAAAUGGAGUUAAUACUGGUGCAUUUUAAACUGUCACAUCUUUGAAAACUUGAAUUGAGUUUUGCCCUCUUUAUUUUAGCUCCCACACUGUCCUCUAAGAACUCUGAUGUAUCUCAUGAUGAGAAGAGACCAAUUGAAAUGAACAACAGGAAAAUCAUAUCAGUAUAAAAUUAAAAUGUUAUAUUUCUAGCUCAUCUGGUCAUUCCUUGCCAUAUUAUUCUAUUCAAAUAAACAUGUAUUCCGACUUGCAUCCUAGAGAUUUAAAAUUUUUCAAAUAAUGCUUCAAUAUUGGAUACUGAAGAAUGUAUAUUACAGAAAAUCCUUUUUCAAGUUAUACCAUUUUUUCUAUGUGGAAGUUGAGGGCAACUUUAUAUGAAUCACUUUUUCUCAUGUAAAAAAUGUUAUUCAAGUUGUAUUACACAUGUAACUGACAAUCUUGGCCAGCUGGCCUAGUCUGUGGGAUUUAACACUAAGUUUUUGUUAAGGAUUGGAUAUUAUACUGGUCCCUUUAAAGGGGAAAAAAAUUCAAAUUUCAAAACUGACAAAUUUCUGCUUGUAGUUUCACUGUAUAUUUAUUUUUAAAGAAAAAGAAAACAAAAGCCGGACAAACCCAUGUUGUCCGGGCAAAUAAACUCAAAUCUUUCUGUCAUGUCACAUAUUAUAAUCUUCUAUGUAAGUUUUUAAUUAAAGUUAUUUCUAUAUGCCCUGUGUUGUCUGAUUUGAUUAAACCACCACCUAUAUAGCACAACCCUUUCCUAAGCCAAAAUACAAACAAAAAUUAUGAAACAAAUUCUUGUUUCAAAAAACAAAAGCAAGCUCUAUUCUACGCUUAAAUGUUAACAUUCUUGUUUUUCAUAUCUUAUUUCUUAAAGUUCAUAGUAACAAAGUUUAAUGACACUGGUCCCAUUAUUUCUUGCCAUAUUUUUACACAGC
Choloepus didactylus (southern two-toed sloth) is the source of this 5280-nucleotide messenger RNA. RefSeq names its product KAT8 regulatory NSL complex subunit 1 like (gene KANSL1L). Bases 597 to 3560 code for a protein of 987 amino acids. The transcript is spliced from 16 exons. Gene Ontology annotation, molecular function: histone acetyltransferase binding. The record is from RefSeq and is a predicted model, not a curated record. Gene Ontology annotation, cellular component: NSL complex. Lineage: Eukaryota; Metazoa; Chordata; Mammalia; Pilosa; Megalonychidae.